UGCGAGAGGACGCGGCUGAAGCAAGCAGCGGGGACUCAGCCUCUCGCCCAUCUUCCUGGAGCGGAAUUAAUUCUUGGAGCAUUUCUUGAAGAUACUUUGAUAGCAAUGCUGAAGACAUAUUGAUGGUUGUGAAGUGAAUAACUUUCAGAAACAGUGCCCUUAUAGAGAAGGCAGGAUGAAAGACCGGUUAUGUGAACUGUAUGAGUUAGCUAGGCUUUAUAACCAACAGUUUCCUAACAAUGAGGAUGAUGAGAGUUUACCUCAUGAAACCCUCCUAUUUGAAACUGAUUAUGCCCUCGCAGCUCUUUACAAAGAUAUCCAGAGUAUCAGAACAGACAACCUGCACUUGAAAGAGGACGUCAAACGGCUAGGUAAACAAAAUAAUCGCUUUCUUACCUCCAUGCGCCGUCUUAGUAGUAUCAAACGAGAUACUAACAGCAUUGCCAAAGACAUCAAGGCCCGUGGAGAAGGCAUCCACAGGAAACUCCAGACAAUGAAAGACUUCAGUGAAGAUGCAGAAACAAAACAUGGCACGAUGUCUGUCAUAACCCGUGUAUCAAAGAAUCACUAUGUUGACCUCAUGCAUGCCUUUCAGGAAGCCAUGUUUGAGUACAAUGAGGCAGAGAUGAACCAGCGGGAGAACUGCAAGAUUCGGAUCCAGAGACAGCUGGAGAUCAUGGGCAAGGAUGUUUCCGGAAACCAGAUUGAAGACAUGAUCGAGCAAGGCAAGUGGGACGUUUUCUCUGAGAAUCUCCUGUCUGAUGUCAGAGGGGCUCGUGCAGCAUUGAAUGAGAUAGAGACGCGACACAAAGAGUUGAUGAAGUUGGAGAGUCGCAUCAGGGAGGUUCAUGAGCUCUUUCUGCAGGUGGCACUACUGGUGGAGCAACAGGCCGACACCUUUGACAUCAUUCAACUGAAUGUGGAAAAAGUUGAGGACUAUGUAGGAGAGGCUAAAUGUCAGGUGAGGAAAGCUUUGGAAUACAGGAGGAAACACCCUUGUCGAACACUCCUCUGCUGUUGCUUUUCAUGCUGCAAAAGCUGAUUCUCCUACUCAAGCCAUUACAGACCAACUUGAAUGUGCCCUAAGAAUGUACAGUUGAAAUAGUGCUUUUUAAAAUGGGCUACUCUUUGGAACAGGGUUGGUUUUGGGGGUUGGGGUGAUUACCCCUUGUCUUAGAUGCCUUAAGCACAUUUAUGUGCUAAUAAAAGCCAAAUGUUGCUGGCAAAUCAUUUUUAUUAUCUUUAACAACAACAACAACAAAAUUCAAGCCUAACCGAUUUGGCUAUAAUCAAGGCUAGAGUGCUUGAGAGCCUCAUAAAAUGAUACAUGCUCCAAUCUGACACCACCUAAUUUAAAGAAUGAAUGAAAGGCUCAUAGCUUAAUCGAUGAAGGAUGAGUGUUGGUGUACCACGAGGUGGCUAUUUUCUAUCUUCCACAGUGAGAUUGCAUGGGGUACAGCUCUAUUGCUGUAGUGAUGUAAUUCUGUGGUGCUUCGUAAGUUUGCCUGCCUUUAGGAAACUUGGAGCCCACAUGAUGCAAUCCUUGAGCAAUUCAUUGCCACAUUCAUUUGAAGAAACAGUAAGUCUGUUACACUAUUAACAGAAAAUAUAGAAUAGUUUCUUAAACCUUUUUACACAAGGAGCUUGAUUCUGAUCUCACACUGGUUUUACACCAGUGGAACUCCAUUGAAAUGAAUGAAGCGAAUUUUGAUCUAUUCCAGUGUAGAUAAGAUCAAACUCAGUCCCAAGAAGUGGUCAUUCCUCUCUUUUCCUCACUCCCCCGCCCCCCUAAUCCCUUUCAUCAUUGUGAACACACCAGAAUUUUGACCAGGUCACAGGAAACACUGAAAAAUUAAGACCUCUCUUCAACUGACUCUUUACUUUAGUCAUUUAAAUACUCUGUUUAAUGUUGUUGUCUUUAAGUUUGUAAUGUAGUCUGCUGGAGGACUGAAAAUGGUCAUGGCAAACUUUUUUCAAAGAUUUUUAGCCCUGUAAAUAAAUAAUGCAACUAUCUCCUCUCAAAGGUGACUUUUAACACCCAUAAAUGGACACUUGUCUGGAGGGCAAAUGCAACAUUUUAGAGAUUCACACACAAAUUUGAAGUUGUAGUGACAGAUUUACCUUGUAAAUAGAUGCUUAUCUUUGUAAGAAAAUGUAUUGAUAUAAUGUGUUUGUAUAUGUUAACAUGAAGGUAUUAAUAACAAUGUUUACUCUGGUUAGUUAUGAAGACUGAUGGGGCUGUCUUGUGCCUCUGCGACAACUGCACAUUGAAAAGAGACUAGACCCCUUUAUUCAAUACUCCUGUAUGAGCCAACAUUUUGGAGUCAAAAUGACACUUCCUUUUAUUGGGUUUGAAAAGUUUUCCCUCCUCCCUCUAAAACCUUCUCUGAUUGACCAUAUUAGGUUUGGACAAAAAGGGAGGAAGAGAAAUUUAAGGCCAAAUUUUGAAGUCCUUAAUUGAUUAUAGUUCCCAUUGGUUUCAUUUGAUUGAGAGCUGAAGAAUUUGGCCCUUCCUUUUGAAGACCUUUGAGCUCUGUUAGCCCUACUGAGAACAGAGGGCAAUGCCAAAAGUAUGCACAAUAUUCCAUCUACAGUAUUUUUAAGCAGCUUUCUGCUACAUUGUGAUUUAUUGGUACUUUGAACUCAUACAAGACUUUUUUUUUCCCUCCAGAAGUUAGUGACUUCAAAGAUCUUCUGUUUGGUUAACUUUUUCCCCUUUUUUGUCC
Chrysemys picta bellii (western painted turtle) is the source of this 2726-nucleotide messenger RNA. It is a transcript of the gene STX11, whose product is annotated as syntaxin 11. NCBI's taxonomy places the organism in Eukaryota, Metazoa, Chordata, Testudines, Emydidae. The record is from RefSeq and is a predicted model, not a curated record. Gene Ontology annotation, biological process: exocytosis; intracellular protein transport; synaptic vesicle fusion to presynaptic active zone membrane. Gene Ontology annotation, cellular component: plasma membrane; endomembrane system; SNARE complex. Gene Ontology annotation, molecular function: SNARE binding; SNAP receptor activity.